AUGGAAAAGAAUUUAAUCCAGCGGUACAACAACGCAAGUUCAAUAUUUCUAUUCAAAAGAGCUGCAAAAACUUACUGGAUUGAAGAGUUUGAAAGACUUAUAAGACAGUUUCGUAGGGUAAGUGCAAGAGCGUACAGGUACUUAAAGCGAGCAGGUUUUCCAUUUUGGUCACGGGCACUAUUUGUUGGCCAACGGUACAACAUUUUGACCAACAACCACGCAGAAACUUUGAACUCAAUAUUGAGAUAUGCUUGUUCGUUACCGAUCACAUGCUUCGUGGAACACAUUCGACAUACUAUGCAGAAGUGGUUUUAUGAACGUCGUGCCAGUGCAACCGCAUGCAGUACCGUGCUGUCACCAAGGAUGAAGAAUGAGUUACGGACGACGUUCGAAGCAAGUACUAGGCUGCGAGCGCAUGGCUUGACAGAUAACUUAAUACAAGUUGGAAUAUCUAACGACACGGACAUCGUAGACUUCUCCGAAAAUACGUGUACUUGUCGUGAGUUCCAACUGAAUCGUAUGUCGUGCGUUCACGCAACCCGUGCUGCUUGCUUGAGAGGUAAGUCAUUGUAUGAUCUAUGCUCACCGUAUUACAGAUCCGAAUACUGGAAGGGUGCCUACAGAGAAGCUAUAUAUCCUGUUGCGCAUGAAGUGGACUGGAUUGUUCCAGCCGAAAUUACAGGUACUCCUAUUAUGCCCCCAGCGUACGUCAUCCUCCAAAUAGACCACCCACACAACGUAAGCGAUCCAAACACGAGUGUACCACACGACUCAGGAAAUGCACUCGCUGCGAUGGACUUGGUCAUAAUCGGACCAUAUGUUCGAACCCCACUGUACCACGUCCGAUGUAAACAACAUUUUGUACUUGAGUGGUUGAAGUUGUAA
Molecule: messenger RNA, 885 nt
Organism: Olea europaea var. sylvestris
Lineage: Eukaryota; Viridiplantae; Streptophyta; Magnoliopsida; Lamiales; Oleaceae
Exons: 1
Coding region: 1-885 (294 amino acids)
Molecular function (GO): zinc ion binding
Source: RefSeq, a predicted model, not a curated record